UUUAAAUAAAGUUGGUUGUGUUUACACAGUCAGUUGAACAUGGCUUCCCUAGCAACCAACCGUUGCCCCGAUAAACGUUUCUCGCAGGGGGAGGGAGACAGUGUCCAGCAGCCGUGCACAUCAUCCUCCCCAGUCUGCAGUGAGGAUCAGAGGCAGACCACACAGAAAGCUGCACAGUUUGUCAGGGAAGCUGAGAGGACCAGGAGGCAGAUUGAAAAGUUGGAGAAAGAGAGGACACUGAGUGUUCAGUGCAGAAAGAAUGGCUGGACAGAUGUGUCUGGAGAACUGGAGGAGUACGAGAGAGUGCUGGAGGAAGAAAGAAAAGCUGAGAAGACAAAUCUUCAAAAGCAGCUAGCGAAGAUUCAUGAUGGAGUGAGGAAAUUUCAGAGACAGCUGAUAGACGUUAAACCAACUCCUGAGUUGAUUGAAAGACUGAAGGAAAUCAUGUCAGAGGUGGAAAUUUCAAUCAACACCCUGAAAGAGGAGGAGCGCUCAUGCUUUGAGGAUCUUUUGAAGGAGGAGAGGACUUGUAGACAGGAGAUCACUGCUUAUGAGAAAAAGAUUGAAAACUGGAGCCUUGCUGUCAAAUCAGGCGCCAAACUACCCACAGCUCCCACUGUGAAGACCAAACCACUGGACAGAGAUCUCCCUGCAGAGGUCAGAGCACUGGAAUCUUUCCUUCAGAAGACAGGAGGCCCUCAUGGUGGCUGGGACCAGUAUGACCACCAAGCCUUCCUCAAGGUCUGGACGAAGCACAGUGGGCAACCAGCCUACAGGAAAGAGGCCAAACUGUACUUGCCUGGUAAAACACUGGAGGAGAUUGAGCAACAUGAGGACUGGCACCAGGAGCUGAUCUAUUUACAGGACAGGAAGAGAGAGGCUAUCCGGAGGUGGAAGGCCAGCAAGCAACAGGCCCGCCAAACCAGGAUACAGAGCCAGGAGGAGGUGGAGGAAGCAGAUAGGAGGGUGAAAGAAGCCAAGAUCCAGGCUGAGCAACACAAGGCUGAGGAGGAGAGGAGGGAGGCGGCACGGCGACUGGAGGAGUGGAGGGAAGAGAAGAGAAGGAAAGAGGAACAGGAAGAAGAGCAGAGACUUGCUGAGGAGAUACAAAAGAGGAGACGGGCAAAGGAGGAGCGUCGUCGUCAGCUAGAAGUGAAGCUGACCAUUGAGGAGCAGCUACGACUGAAGAGAGAAGAGGAGGAGGAACAGACGAGGAUGAGAAGAGAGGAGGAACAGAGGGAGGUGGAUGAGAGGAGAAGGGAGGCAGCGAAGGGCAUCAAACGCUUCAGUGAAAGGGAUCUUCACAAGGUGGAGGCAAAGUUUCAGGAGAAACAGCUGAAGGAAAAAGAGGAAGAAGAGAGACAUCAGAGAAUCGCUGCAAAAUUAAAGGAGAAAGUGGAUGGUCACGUCAGCAGAGACCCGUCCAGACUGACGCGUCUCACCAAGGGAUGGGAGGAGCGAAAGAAAAACAUCGGACCUUCAGGAGGAGGACCUGUGCUACAGAUGUUUCACAGAGCUGUUCCCAGUUGGAGACAAGGCCUGUGAUGAACAACAAUAGAAGCCAACUAAACAGUCCUUAAAAAAAAAACUGUUUUCUGUGUUUACAGAAAUCAGUUAAAAUGAACACUACAAUGUGGCCUCAACAACAGAUUGUGCCUUUAUUUGAAUCUACUGUGUGCUGCUGUACAAUCUAUCACUUGAACUGAUGUAAGUUUAUGGAAUUUUUCUCUUAACUCUCACAUACUGUUCAUAUUCUGACCCGUCACAAUAUUACCUUAUACUUACUCAUAAAUACCUCAUCAGUCACAGAUAAAUGAGUGAUUUAUCCUUCAUGAAGCUUUCAGAGAGCAGAGAGAGUUCUUACACUUUUUGUUAAUGUGAUUGUAAAUUGUAGAUUGUGAUGUUACUUAAAACAGGAGAACAAAACAAUUUCAAUGAAUUACAUUAAAUGUGAAGAAUGCAACAAUA
Thunnus maccoyii (southern bluefin tuna) is the source of this 1968-nucleotide messenger RNA. RefSeq names its product coiled-coil domain-containing protein 112. Bases 40 to 1545 code for a protein of 501 amino acids. Lineage: Eukaryota; Metazoa; Chordata; Actinopteri; Scombriformes; Scombridae. The record is from RefSeq and is a predicted model, not a curated record. The transcript has 14 exons.